UUUCUCUUCCAGCUGCUGGGCCUCGGUUCUCUUUCCUUGACCAACCCCCUUUGUUUGUUGAUCCCUUCUCCGAUCGAUCCUUGUCGUGUGCGCCGUCACACCUCUGCUCCCUCUAGAGCCCAGCCUAUGCUUAGCCCGCCUCAGCUCGUCGUCUUCUUUUAACACCCUGCAUUAUAUCCCUCCCCGCCAGCCGAUCGAGCCAGUGUACGUUCUGCUGGCGCCUGUCAUGGGUGUUUUAUAGAGGAGCACGCGCACGGCGCACCCUUUGUCGUCGUCGUCGUCCCUACACGUUCGUCCCCCGAUCGAGGAGAGCGACGAACGUGUGAGAGCGCGCGGCGAGCUUAGGAUGACGUGGUGCAAUGGCUUCAACGACGUGCGCGCCGCCGUGGAGAGCAGCCUGUCCCCGACGACCGCCGCCGCCGGCGGCAGGAAGGCCGCCGCGUCGCUCGCCGUCCUCGUCAAGAUGUGCCCGUCGUGCGGCCACCGCGCGCACUAUGAACAGGAGACCACCUCGAUCCAGGACUUGCCGGGUCUGCCGGCCGGCGUCAAGUUCGACCCGACGGACCAGGAGCUGCUGGAGCACUUGGAGGGCAAGGCGAGGCCGGACUCCCGGAAGCUCCACCCCCUCGUCGACGAGUUCAUCCCCACCAUCGAGGGCGAGAACGGCAUCUGCUACACGCACCCCGAGAGGCUCCCCGGCGUGAGCAAGGACGGGCUCGUCCGGCACUUCUUCCACCGUCCAUCCAAGGCGUACACGACGGGGACGAGGAAGCGCCGGAAGGUGCACAGCGUCGACGGGGACGACGGCAGCGGCGGCGGCGGCGAGACGCGGUGGCACAAGACGGGCAAGACGCGGCCGGUGCUGUCCCACGGCCGGCCCCGCGGGUACAAGAAGAUCCUGGUGCUCUACACCAACUACGGCAAGCAGCGCAAACCCGAGAAGACCAACUGGGUGAUGCACCAAUACCACCUCGGCUCCGACGAGGAGGAGCGCGACGGCGAGCUCGUCGUCUCCAAGGUCUUCUUCCAGACGCAGCCCAGGCAGUGCAGUUCCACGGCGGCGGCCAAGGAGGCCGCCGCCGCCACCGCCAACGUCGUCACGAGCAGCAACGCUCUUGCCGGCCAUCACCAGGGUGGUAGCGUUCUCAGGGAGGCAAACGGCGUCGAUCAAUUCUACAAUCCAGGAACAAUGAUGGGGUACCAGGGGGUCCCAAACGACAGGGCACCUCCUGUCCCUGGUGCUUCUCACUUCAUGCCUAGCUUCGCAGUGCAUGCAGUAAGGGCUACCUUUGGCCCUUGAAUCAAGAAUUCAGGACAAAAGAUUAUACAAAGACCUAUUCAAUUCACAGGCUAAAUAGGGAUUUAGGAGCAGCUCAUGCCGUCAGGGUAUUUGUCCCUGGGCUGAAAAACUACCUCACACGUGAAGAAACAUAUCAUGUUCUUUGCACUCUAACUUGACGUUCAUUUACAAACUACAAAAAUUGUUUUUUUAACUUUACUUUUUAUUAGAUAGGUCAUAUGUUCAACAUCAUAUGCUGUUGUUCCAUCAUAGUACUCGAAUCAUAAACCUGUAUGGGGAAAAAA
Panicum virgatum (switchgrass) is the source of this 1584-nucleotide messenger RNA. RefSeq names its product NAC domain-containing protein 73-like. The record is from RefSeq and is a predicted model, not a curated record. Gene Ontology annotation, biological process: regulation of DNA-templated transcription. Gene Ontology annotation, molecular function: DNA-binding transcription factor activity; transcription cis-regulatory region binding. The coding region runs from base 347 to 1300 and encodes 317 amino acids. NCBI's taxonomy places the organism in Eukaryota, Viridiplantae, Streptophyta, Magnoliopsida, Poales, Poaceae. Gene Ontology annotation, cellular component: nucleus. The transcript is spliced from 3 exons.